AUGUCGUUCAACCCAUACCACGUGCUCGGGCUGCACAUUGGCUGCACGGAGAAGGAGAUACAGAAGGCCUACAAGGUGCUGUGCCUCAAAUGGCAUCCUGACAAGAACCCGGAUAGGGUUGAGGAAGCCAAUCGUCGUUUCAUCGAGGCGAAGAAGGCGGUUGACAUUUUGCUGGACAAGGAAAAGCGCGACGAGUACGAGCAUCAGGCGAAAAGAAAGGCCAACCAAGAAGCCAAGCAGAAGGAGAGGCGAGAAAAGGCGGAUGGGGAUAGAAAACGAUUUAUGGACGAUUUGGAGCGGCGAGAGAAGGAGUUUGCCGAACGAGGAAAGCAUUAUACGCCUUCGCAUAGCGCGAAAGAAAGCGAUGAACGGUACAAGGCGAAGCUCAGAAAGGAACAUGAAAUGCAAGCGCGCGCCGAGGCCGAGAGCUUACGCAAAAAAUGGGAAGCCGAGGUGGAGGCCGAGAUUCGAGCGCAGGAUGAAAGAAUAAAGAGCCACGCCCCGCAGCCGCAUCAUGAGCAAAAUGACCCGGCGCCAAAACUGAAGGCAGCCUGGAAGGUCAAGGAAAAUAUGGACUACGACGAGACGGCCCUUCGGAUAUUGUUUGCAGAGUACGGCCACAUCGACGAGAUUCUCGUGCUGCCGGAGAAAAAGGGGAAACGAAGCGCGCUGAUCGUUUUCCAGGAGGGCGUCAAUGCUUGGGGUGCUGAGACAGAAACAGGAGCCGGUGACUGCGAAAUAUCCUGCAAAUGGAUACAAAAACCUGCGGCGUCCGAGAAGAAAGACACGUCUUCACAGGAAGAAACGGAAGAAGCUGCUGAGGCGAGAAAACAUAAUGAAUUCGCAGAGAUGAGCCUCGACGAUAUGGAGUCGAUGAUGAUGUCCAGCUUUAUGUCGACGCCCGACCGCAUCAACCGGAAGUACGGGAUCAAGCCGGACGAGAAGAUGCUGGCCGAGGGGUCGAUCGUGAACACGCCCGAGCACGCGCUACCGCCCACAAGUCCGGAGGCCGGAGCGUAUUCGAUGGAUGACGAGGCCGGGAUGCGGGCCGGAAUUUCCGGGACAGCCAUCGGCAGCUUCAACCCGUGCGCCAAGAAGCCGCCGGCGAUGAGCAUCGUCAGCAACUCGUUGCGCUCAUUUUUUCGGAGCGGUUCCCUGGCCUCGUGGAUGAAAAAGGAGCAAUCGGCCAAAUUCCUGACCAGCUUCAACCCGCAGCAAAUCGACACGGAUGUCGUGAGAAGUGUGAUUGAUUUUGAUCGGAUACCAGCACACGGCGCAUCACUACCGGGCGGCGCUCCCGGCACGAUUCCGGCCCAGGUCCGUUUUUUCGCUGGCCAGGAUAGCUUCGAGUCAGGGGCCGACGUUGAGAUAAUCGGCCUGGCCACCACACAACAUAUUGGAGGGGAUCCGGAGGUGACGACGACCCGGCCGAGUUUAUUGCCGAUGGGGCCGAGCAGUCUGGAUACGGUGAUUCCAAUUGGCGGUAGCCUUUCUGAGGCUAUGGCUGAAUCCCAAUGCGUCCCCCUGCCAGCCGUAAAGAAAAACAUCUACCACGGCAGCCGCGAAUAUUUUGCCUCGCAUAGACCCGUGGCGCUGCGAACGUCGACGCCGACCCCUUCGUUAAAAUCGAUCUGCUCGUUGGAUGGGGAAGUGUUUUUUGACCAGCUGGCCAAGCCGGAAUUACCCCCGCUCCGGGUUUUGGACCAAGUGCCCGAGGAGGAGCCCACCCCGGGCCAGCCGGAAUCCAGCCACCUCGAAACGCUGGAAACGAGGAGCGAGGAGCCGGAAGAUAUCGGACCUACCGUACCCGCAGUGGCAGCGGUGGAUGAAGAGGGAAAAGAGACGGACGCCCUACUCGAAACCUAUGGAGCUGCUGUUGGAAGGCGAAAUCGAAGAUUCCGAACACUAUGCGUGGUGCCGCCACCGUCAUAUCGCGAACAGCUUGCGUUUGGCGACUCGCGUCUUGCCAUGCCGACAAAAACGACGUUGGGCCGCCCGGAGCCAAUCGACAUCGUGCCCGGACCUACCGAAAGGCCACCGGCAGUCCCCUCAUUGGGCGAUAGGAUCCUGUUGAACGUCAAGUCAGGCAUUAUCGACAACCGGCAAAAUAAGAUCAGAACCAAGCGAAAGAUGGGAGAAGGUGUCUUCGGCAGGUUGUGCCUGCGAAAGAUGAAAAAGCAAAGUGAGCUGCCCGCCAAUUUGCGACAGCAAAUCGCCAAUACGUCCGAUGAACGCCCGUUCUUCACCUACUGGAUCACGACGGUGCAGGUGAUCAUCUGCCUGCUGUCCGUCCUCUUCUACGGGUUCGGCCCCGUCGGUUUUUCGAGGGUCGAGCGAAAAGAGCUAGUAAUGCACACGUCGGUGACGCUGAAGAUGGUGUCGAUGUACGAGCCGGCGAAUUUCUGGCUCGGCCCCAGUCAUGCAAAUUUGAUACGGCUCGGCGCCAAAUAUUCGCCGUGUAUGCGGUUGGAGCCGAGCAUUUGGAAGCUGAUCGAGAAGGACAGACGAGACGAAAACCAGACGGGCUGCUGCAUCUACGACGAUGGGAGUGGGUGUUUCCAGACGACUGAGGAGAAUUGCCCGAGCUACGGUGCCCGAUUCCACUCGUGGUCCACUCGGCCACCCCGGCGUCGUCCCAGCAAACCGCAAGUGUUGCCCCUUUUUGAUGCGACGUAUACGGGCGAAAAGGCGGUGGUGGAGGCGUUGUUCUCGGGCAACAGCAAGUAUACGGUGGGCCCGGUGUGCGGCCAGGAUCCCGGGAUGUGCAAAACGCCGCCCUCCUCUCCGCCGACCGAGUGGAAAAAUGACCUGUCGCAAUGGCCGAUCUGCGAAUCCGUCUACAAAGUGAGCGCGUAUCCGGACCACAUGAAGUGUAAGCUGACCGGGCGGCCGUGUUGUCUCAUGCAGUUGGGCCAAUGCCGCAUCGCUACGCGAGAGUACUGCGCCUUCGUCCAGGGCACCUACCACGAGAACGCGACAUUGUGCUCGCAGGUUCACUGCAUGGAGGAUGUCUGCGGAAUGGUGCCAUUUCUCAUCAAAGAUCGUCCCGAUCAGGCUUCGCGCCUCUUCAUCUCCCUAUUUUUGCAUGCUGG
Messenger RNA from Mesorhabditis spiculigera, 3092 nucleotides. The record is from the annotation of a GenBank genome assembly. NCBI's taxonomy places the organism in Eukaryota, Metazoa, Nematoda, Chromadorea, Rhabditida, Rhabditidae.